CGAACGUCUUCCUUUGAGAAACACCCCCAGCCAUGAUCCCCCUAGUCCUGUCGCUGUCUGCGCUGCUGGUGGCGCUGUGCGGCGCUGACAAGCUGCCGCUGGAGGCGCGGGGGAGUGUCCUGGCCGACGGCUACCUGCCUCCUCCGAGAGAGUACCUGCCGCCGCCGAGGGAGUAUCUACCGCCGCCGGGACGCACUGGAGAGCUCUCACUGCCAUCAGGAGGGCCGGAGGGACUCUCCCCGCCAUCAGGAGGGCCGGAGGGGCUGUCACCGCCCUCGACUGGCGAGCUGGGGCUCUCUUUGCCCUCUACUGGAGCGCUGGGGCUCUCUCUGCCCUCGGUGGGUGCGACGGGACCUGACGCCGACCUCGGGGAGGUCAUCACCUCGUCAUCUGCAGGAUCGCUGCUCUCACUGGGAGAGAGGGGACCGCCGCCGAAGGCGACAGGACCCGACACGGACCUCGCAGUGGUUCUGGAGCCGGGCUCGGCCCACCCCGGCUUCUGUCCGCGCCGCCAGCUCACCCGCUCCUGUCUGCUCGUAAAGGCCGCGCCCAAAGAGUGCUUCGCAGACGUCGACUGCAGCCCCCAGGAGAAAUGCUGCGCGCUGGACUGCGGACUGCAAUGUGUGAAUGCCGUAGUGCGGCCGUCGUCGUGUGAUCAGAUCGUCUGCGCCCGGCCGGGGGAGGAGUGCGUCGACCUGGAGACGGGGCCAACCUGCAUCGGCCACUCAAAGUCGGGCCAGUGCCCGUUCCACGGCCAGUUCUGCUCCAACCGGAUCCUCGUCUGUCGCCAGGACACAGACUGCGAGGGCGACAAGCUGUGCUGCAACCUGGGCUGCCACCGGCUCUGCGUCGACCCCGCGUCCACGGAGCAGCACCUGGGCUUCUGCCCGGAGGCGGUGGCGCGGCCGCCCACCCGCUGUGGAUUCCAGUGUCAGGUGGAUGACGACUGUUCGCCAGAGCUGAAGUGCUGUGAUAACGCCUGCGGCAAGGUGUGCCAGCCAGGCGGUAAGCAGAUACCGAUCCCUUACCGGCAGCGGGGUAAUGGGGCUGUAUAG
Messenger RNA from Amphibalanus amphitrite, 1055 nucleotides. RefSeq lists its product as uncharacterized. The record is from RefSeq and is a predicted model, not a curated record. The coding region runs from base 33 to 1055 and encodes 340 amino acids. NCBI's taxonomy places the organism in Eukaryota, Metazoa, Arthropoda, Thecostraca, Balanomorpha, Balanidae. The transcript has 5 exons. Gene Ontology annotation, cellular component: extracellular region. Gene Ontology annotation, molecular function: peptidase inhibitor activity.